Molecule: messenger RNA, 1017 nt
Organism: Venustampulla echinocandica
Lineage: Eukaryota; Fungi; Ascomycota; Leotiomycetes; Helotiales; Pleuroascaceae
Product: Glucosamine-6-phosphate isomerase
Exons: 4
Coding region: 1-1017 (338 amino acids)
Biological process (GO): D-glucosamine catabolic process; N-acetylglucosamine catabolic process; carbohydrate metabolic process
Cellular component (GO): cytoplasm
Molecular function (GO): glucosamine-6-phosphate deaminase activity; identical protein binding
Source: RefSeq, a predicted model, not a curated record
AUGAGGCUCAUUAUCAGAGACGACCCCGUGUCGGCGUCAUCGUACAUCGCCAACUACAUCAUCGAGAGGAUCAAUAACUUCAACCCCACCAAAGAGCACCCUUUUGUGCUCGGCCUGCCAACUGGAUCCAGUCCCGUUAGCGUCUACAAAGUCCUCGUCGAGAGAUAUAAGGCCGGAGAUGUAUCUUUCGAAAAUGUAGUCACAUUCAAUAUGGAUGAAUAUAUCGGCAUCCCUCGUGAACACCCCCAGAGUUACCACACGUAUAUGUACGACCAUUUUUUCUCCCACGUCAACGUCCACCCGUCCAAUAUCCACAUCCUGAACGGAAACGCAAUCGACCCUGAAACAGAGUGUGUACAAUAUGAGGCCGCAAUCAAAGCCGCUGGAGGUAUUGAUUUAUUUCUCGGUGGCAUUGGCCCGGAUGGACAUAUUGCGUUCAAUGAGCCAGGAUCCUCGCUACUAUCGCGCACAAGAGUUAAGACUCUAGCUUAUGACACCAUUCUUGCCAAUAGUCGAUUCUUUGGAAACGAUUUGGAAAAGGUGCCUAAGAUGGCGUUGACGGUUGGCGUUCAGACUAUAUUGGAAGCACGGGAGGUGGUGAUCAUUAUCACUGGAGCACACAAGUCUAUGGCGCUCAAGAAGUGUGUUGAGGAUGGAGUCAAUCACAUGUGGACGCUUUCAAGCCUACAGCUCCACCCACACCCGAUGAUUGUGGUUGACGAAGAUGCAACAUUAGAACUUCAAGUUAAGACAGUCAAGUAUUUCAAAUCCAUCGAGGCCGUUGCCACCUCCCAAGGCUUCGAGCAAAUCCUCCCUAGCAAAGUUCGCACUGGCCCACGCCCGCGCGCAAUAGCGAAGAAAAUCGGGGCCGGGCCAGAAAUUCAAGAACCAGGCAUCCUGGAACCCCAACCGGUGACAAGCACCCUGUUGACUGCUCCCGCGAAUGAGUAUCCUGUGCGUAGUCAUACACCAGAAUUAAUCCCCGAUCGGAUGGGCAGCCGAAUCACGGCGCACUGA